CGCCCAUGCUUUGUCAAUACACUGGCUCUGUAUAUGGCUUAAUUACAUUGAUCGCUCACGCCACUAUCAUAACGCUGUCACGGUAGGCAUAGACGUAUGCUAAACUCCGGUUUCCGAGUCGCACACCUCUUGCUUGCCGCCAUGAACAUCGCUGGUCCCUCACGACCACGUCUGGUCCCUGGUCCAAGAGAAAGAAACAACUAUGAGGAGGAUCUUACCCGUAUGAUCGCUCGACUUGAGCCUUCUGACGUGGAGAGGUGGCAGGCUUUAUACGAUAACUGUGUGCAUCGAGGAGAGCGUCUCAGUGACUAUGAUGUUGCUUUCGCAUUGUUGAUGCAGGACGCUCGAGAUCUUGCGGAGUUCAACGCUGAUCGGGCACUUGCCCAGCAACUUCAAGGAGAAAGUGGAGAACCUGAUCCCGCGCCUAUGUCACCAAAUCCAGCUCAAGCGCCCACCAUUAUGACUAGGCCGGCUCCUCCUCGGGCUACCGGUCACGACUGUGUGAUCUGUCAGGAUCCUAUCUUUGGAGCAGAAGUUCGAGCAUCAUGUGGCCAUUUUUAUGAUAUCGGUUGCAUUACCGACCUAUUCCAGUCAGCAACACGCGACGAGAGCCUGUAUCCUCCUCGUUGCUGUCGCCAGAACAUCACCCUUCUACAAGUUCGGCCUCACCUGACGCAGGCAGUCCUCGCUGAGUUUGAGCUCAAAGCUCAAGAAUUUGGGACCACGAAGCGCGUUUAUUGUGUUGCACCAACGUGCAGUCGUUUCCUCGGGCCAUUACAUGAGGGGUAUGGGUAUUUCACUAAGGCAUUUACAUGCACGUCACCUACCUGCAUGACGAAGACAUGUGCAAAAUGUCGCAGCAGACACGAAGGAUUCACUCAUAUCUGCACUCCUGAUGCAGAGGAUGAGCAAGUACUCGCGCUAAGCCGCACCUCGGGGUGGGCACGCUGUCCGGGCUGUGCUCAGAUGAUAGAGCUUAGUAUGGGGUGUUUCCACAUGACCUGCCGAUGCAGGACAGAAUUCUGUUAUCUGUGCAAAGAACUCUGGAAGAACUGCAGGUGUCCGCAGUGGGACGAGGACAGACUGCUUGCUGCUGCAGAGCGUCGCGUGGAUGCUCAGCUUCCGCCCGCGCAGCCUGCUAAUCCUCUCCAACAGGCACCUGCAGUGCGCCAACCAGUGCCAGCUGUUGGUGAUGUCAGGAAUCAGCCUGUUAAUUUACCCAGACCGGCACCUGCGCCAGCGCCAGUUGCCAAUGUCCGCUUUGAAAAUCCUUUUCAAGUGGUCCCUGCGCCAGCACUCGGAGCAGCACCAGUUGCCAAUAUCCCCUUUGAAAAUCCUUUUCAACUGGUCCCUGCGCCAGCACUCGGAGCAGAACCAGUUGCCAAUAUCUGGCCAACGGCUCGCCGUGCCGAGGUAUUUGCCCCAGCACCUCUUCUUCCUGUUCCAUUGCGCCCCACGAUUCUCCGUCCCGGGGCACCAGCACCAGCACCUCUUCCAGAACCCCAUUUCCUGACGGGGACUCGCCGUGUUGAGACAUAUAAUCGCAUUUCAGGAUUUUUCACGAACUGGACCCCAGAACGGCUCACAGACGAGUCAGAGGUUCCAGAAUGGCACGUGAGAGUGGAGCCUGCAUUGGAUGGGAGCGCUGUCAGACCGUUUAUACGGGAGAUGCUAGAGGAUCUCAGAGCGGCUACACAGCGUCGUUUGAUAAGGGAGACCAUGGAGCGUCUCAGAGUGGAUCACGAUUGUGACCACACAGACUGGACGUUCCGGAGCGGGGGCGGACAUUGCGAGGCCUGCGAGAUGAUUUUUCCACUAUACCUCUUCCGGUGUAGAGGGUGUGAAAUGCUCGCUUGUAUCAGGUGUCUCCGAAACCGUCUGUGAAAAAUAACUGAAUCUUGACUCUCUCCGAUGCUUUGUUGAUAACUUGCAAGUGGCUUUCUAUGUAAAUUGGUCUUUGGUCUUGGAACAAAUUGC
Suillus clintonianus is the source of this 1977-nucleotide messenger RNA. RefSeq lists its product as uncharacterized. Gene Ontology annotation, molecular function: ubiquitin protein ligase activity; ubiquitin conjugating enzyme binding; zinc ion binding. The transcript is spliced from 4 exons. Gene Ontology annotation, biological process: positive regulation of proteasomal ubiquitin-dependent protein catabolic process; ubiquitin-dependent protein catabolic process; protein polyubiquitination. Bases 97 to 1884 code for a protein of 595 amino acids. The record is from RefSeq and is a predicted model, not a curated record. Lineage: Eukaryota; Fungi; Basidiomycota; Agaricomycetes; Boletales; Suillaceae. Gene Ontology annotation, cellular component: cytoplasm; ubiquitin ligase complex.